Molecule: messenger RNA, 3134 nt
Organism: Schistosoma rodhaini
Lineage: Eukaryota; Metazoa; Platyhelminthes; Trematoda; Strigeidida; Schistosomatidae
Source: the annotation of a GenBank genome assembly
AAAUGUCCAAGUUUACUCCUUGCAUCCCAACAUCAUGUUGAUUCCUCUUGUCUUUUCUUUUCUAUAUAUAACAGUAAUCAAAAUGUGGGUGGGUGGGGGAGAUAUUUGAUAUACUACAAAAAAGAAAAGAAAUCGAUUUAAUCCAAGAAACCAUGGAAAUAAUUUUUAUUAUUAUCUAAUCAUUAAAUUAAUUAACACUAUUCAAUAUUAUUUUUAAAGAAUUUGAUCAAAUUAUUAAGGGUAGCAACAAAAAACAAACAGAAACAGAAACGGGAACAAAAAGGGAACAACAAAAACAAAAAAAAAAAAGAAAAUCAGAAACUAAAAAAGAACAACGAAAACAAAAAAAAAACAUCAUUGGGAUUGAAUUUAAGUAAAGUGUUACAAUAAACACAAUUCAUUGUCAACUUUUCAUUGAUUCAUUUAAAGGAAUAAUGGGUUCAGUUAAUAGUCAUUUCAUGAAUACAGAACAUUCUGAUCAGUUAUUACGACAAGAAAGUACAAUCAUUGGAGAUAAUACAAAGUUGGAUGAUUUAAAUACAAAGUUAAAUGAAUCAAUGAUCUAUACCGGUUUCUGGCAUCGAUUAUUCAAAAAAUCAAAAAGUUUAGACAAUGAACCACCAAAUUUAAAUUCAAAUAUUUUAAAUGACCAGCAGAAGAAAUAUAGUAUACAAUCAAAUGAUGAUAAUUUACAAAAUAAUGUUGCCUAUCAACAUACUACUAAUAAACUACUUACUACUGAUAAAACAGUAAUAUCUAAACCAAUUAAAAUAGAUUCAAAUGAAUUACGAAAUAAUACGAAGUUGUAUGAACAUAAAUAUUCAUCAGAAUAUGGACAACAUCAUCAAUUUCAAAUUACAUCAUUAUCAAAUAGAAAACAACGUCUAUUACGCAAUCAUCAUCAAUAUCCUCCUCGUGCUGCUCAUCCGUCGCCUCUUCCUCCUCCUCAUCCUCAACAUCCUCCGUAUAAUCCAAUGCAAUUAAAUGAUAAACUUAUAAUGACUAGUAAUUUAAUUUCAUCAAAAUAUGAAUCAAAAAGUCAAAAUUAUUUAGAUUUAAAUCAAUCACCUAAAAUGCGUUUUAUACUUAAAUUAAAUACAUUUGCUAGUGUACCAGAUUUAACUAAAAAACCAAUACGUAGUGCAUUAAAAGGUAGUAGAAAUAGUAGUGUUCAUCGAUCAAUCAAUGAACAUGAACAAGUUGUCCGAUCAUCAAAUCCUUUAAAUUCUAAUUCAUUUUCAUUAACACCACCAUCAACACCAAAUGAUGAAAUGAAACAUUUAGUAUAUUUACAUUCAUCAGAUCUAUCCAAUACAAUGAUGAAUAUUAAACUAAUAAAUAAAACAGAUCAUAAUGAAUGGUUACUAAGUAAAUUGGAAUAUUCUAAUUCAAAUAGUAAAAUAUCACCUGGACUUAAAAUUGAAUAUAGUCAAUAUUCACCUGAAUUUAAACGAUCAAAUGGAUUAAAUAAGAACUAUUUGGAUUAUUCUAUAAAACAUAAAGAUAAUCAUGAAGAUUUAAAAGAUCAUGAAGAUUUCAUGGUGACUUUAAAUGAAGUGAAUAUAUCAGCUGAUCAUCAAAUGAAUGAUGAUAUUAUGAUUGUUAAUAAUGAUAUAAAAGAUAUACAAGAAGAUGAUGAUAAUGAUGAUGAUGAAGAUAAUGAACAAAUAUUUGAAGAUUCAAAGUCAUCAACUCCAAGAUUUCAUUCAAAACUUUUGAGACGUGAUAGUAUGGAAUGUUACCUUGAAACAAACAAAACACAUGAUAUACGUCAUGAAAGGGAUCAUCCACUUUCUGAUCUUAUUGAAGGUAUGAAAAACGGUAAACAUUAUUAUGGUGAUUCAACAAAUGCAACGACUGACUUUGUAGAGGAGGAAGAAGAAGAAGAAAAUACGACUGAUAGUGAUGAUGAUUGUGAAAUCGAUGAAAAUAGUAUCGACUCUUUGUCCAACUCAAUAAGAGAUGAAUACUCACUUAAACCUUUGAUAACUGAAGUACUAUCACCUUCUUUAUGUGCUAGUGGUUAUGGUCCAGUUGGGCAUUUAUUAACAAGAUGGUUACCUCAAAGAAAUUUCUGUGAAUUAUUGAUUGGAAGCAAUGAAAGUCCAAAUACUUCAGAAGAAGCUAAAUGGUUAAGAAGAAAGGAGUUAUUGAAAGAACUUGCAAGAACUUCAACUAUCUAUACAGAAGGUAUGACACAAGAAAUGUUUAUGUUAAGAUUUUCUGAAUUUGUUGAAGUACAAGAAUUGGAACCAUGUGAUCGAAGUGCUGAUAAACCAUGGAUUAGAUUAACAUCAAAAGAUAAGGCACAGAUUCGUAGGGAAUUAAACGAUUACAAAAUGGAUGAAAUGGAUGUACAUCAAGACAGUCGACAAUUCACCAGAUUUCAUCUUCCAUAAAUAGUUGUGAGAGGAUUAUCCAUCAUGUAUACAUCUCUCUAUGUGUGUGCAUACCAACUUUCACCUACCUAACUGUCUAUAUAUGUGUACAAGUUAAUCAAUAUGUGUAUAUGGAUACAAUAAAUAACCAGUGAUAUAAAACUAUUCAUUCUUGAAUAAACUCAAAUGUAUAAUUUACAUCUAAAAAGGAUAUCAUAUUGUAUAUUCUAAUAUAUAUUAAUACUAUUUGUAUAUAUAACUUAUCAGUAUAUCUAAUGUAAAUGAAAUAGUGUAAAUCAAUGGAAAACUUUCAAGAAGUAGAACAAUUCAAAUAAGAAUCAAUAUUCUGUUACGUUAGCAACUAUUGAAACGAAACAUGAAUUUUACAGGGAACCUCAAAACAAAAAAAAGUUGCCAAUGAAAAAAGGAACCACACACACACACAUACACACAAGUCACAUUUUCAUUUUUUUCUUUAUCAUUUAUUAAAAGAAAGAAAUGACUAGAUUCAUUGAUAAGUGACAAUUCUAUUUCGAUAUCUAUAUAGAUCAUCAUUAAUACAAUUUCGAAUUUUCGUAAUUCGCUUAUUUUGAAGAUGGUUGAUUAACUAAUUAAUAGAAAUAAUUAUAAAUGAUUAAUAAUAUUUUUAUCAUUAUAUGGUAACUAAUUCAUUUUGUAACUAUGCAACAACAAAAAAAGGUUUCCAUGGCAACUAUUCAUUUUCUUAUUUGUAUAUAAAUAAAUAUUUCAAUGAAA